Mirounga angustirostris (Northern elephant seal) is the source of this 409-nucleotide messenger RNA. RefSeq names its product cytochrome c oxidase subunit NDUFA4-like. The record is from RefSeq and is a predicted model, not a curated record. Bases 1 to 282 code for a protein of 93 amino acids. Lineage: Eukaryota; Metazoa; Chordata; Mammalia; Carnivora; Phocidae. The transcript has a single exon.
AUGUUACACCAGAUCCUCGGUCAGACCAAGAAGCAUCAGAGCUUGAUCCCCCUCUUUGUAAUAAUAAUUACGACAGCCGUUGCUCUACUGGGUAUUUACUGGGCAGGAGUUACUGGAGCACCACUGUAUGUCUUGUGCCUGGCAUUGUUCAAUCCAGAUGUCAGUUGGUAUAGGAAGAAUAACCCAGAACCCUGGAACAAACUGGGUCCCAAUGAUCAAUACAAGUUCUACUCAGUGAAUGUAGAUUACAGCAAAGUGAAGAAAGAAGGUCCAGACUUCUAAAUGAAAUGUUUCACUAUAAAGCUGCUUGGAAUGAAGGUUUUCCAGAAGACAUCCACACAAUUUUCCACUUAUCCAGGAAAUAUUUCCCCUCUAAAUGUACGAAAUCAUGUUGGUGUAUUGUGUUGGG